This is a messenger RNA of Hordeum vulgare subsp. vulgare (domesticated barley), 1671 nucleotides long. RefSeq lists its product as uncharacterized. Bases 124 to 468 code for a protein of 114 amino acids. The transcript has 2 exons. The record is from RefSeq and is a predicted model, not a curated record. Lineage: Eukaryota; Viridiplantae; Streptophyta; Magnoliopsida; Poales; Poaceae.
GGUGGCCCAAAGCAUAACGUGAUUGGCCCAAAGCAGAGGACAUCGAUCCCCCGUCUGCUCUUCAACCUGGACCAACUCGGUCGCCGUCGCUGUCGCCGUUGGGCGUCGGAAAACGGAAGUGAGAUGGCGCGAGGAGUGGACGCCGAGCAGCAGCAGCACCCCAUGGCCGACCAGUUGAAGGAGUAUCAGGCGCGAUCCAGGCACGCCUGGGCAGCCGCAUCCUUCUUCUCCUCCACCUCCACCUCCACCACCGGCUCCUCGUGGGUUGAGGUGUUCCUUGUGGUACGGGAACUUGCUUUGUAUGCUCUACUACUGUUCGCUUGUAUUGCCUUUUAUUUCAAGUUUGUAGGGAUAGCUUUAUCCUUGACAUGUAUUUCUGCACUUCUAUAUUUGUGCAUGAGAUUAACCAAGGAAGAGAGGAAGCACAAGAAAAGUAAGCAAAGAAUGCUUCUUCCAUUGUCCAUGUAAAACAUGUCUGUAAAUUUCUCUGUAAUUACAUGUAAAAUGCUCUCAGUUUAAUACUAAGUUUAUUUACACUCUUGGCAUUCUUUUUAUACUAUUUUCUCAUCAGUUAGUUGUAUCAAUUAGCCCGCAAUGACUUGUUUUGAUGUUCAGUGUUUAGGAUACGUGGUCAUGUAUUCCAAUAUUGAGAUAUUAACCGAUUUAUCUUUACUUGAACUCAUCUUGGGUCGGCUACUUGUUGAGGUUGGAUACUAAUUUGAUCUGAAUCAACUAUUUAGCCAGUUAGCUACUAUGUACUUGCUGAAAUCCAAUGCUGAUUGGAUCACUUAUAUUUAGUCGGAUUUUCAGUAGUGUUCUAAUUUGUUGUUCACUGGCCUGGCCGAAUAUAGGCAUAGAUUUGAAUGGUGUAUUUCUGAGUUAAUUGUGUUUCAUAGACUUGUUUGGCAUCCCUACCGAUGCCGAGUUAACUGACAUAUAUCCUCUUUUGUUUUCAAAUGUUUCAACCAAUAAUAGGUGCACAUGCAUUAUACUGAGCUCUAUGGUGAAGGUUACGAAUCAUUUCUGUAUGCUCUUUGUAUUUUACUCUAUUUUGUGUAUAUGAAUUGUUACUUAUUAGUUAAUCUAACAGUUUGUCAAAUAUAAGAAACUGUAGGCCAGCAUUCAGUAAUAUCUGUUUUGUGGUUUCAUUAAGAUGCGGGCUGUCAAGCGAUGAGGGUCGGCUGCCCUUCUCAUGCUGACCUGCCCAUUUGCCAGGGAAGUUUGGCUCUCAUUUCAUCUAACUGAUCCGAGAGCUGACGGUGCUAGCACAACGUCGAUGACGAUCAAAGGCUGGUGGAGAAGGAGCUGAGCCCUGCGCAAGCAACCAGAUUUUCGCACACAAAUGACUACGGCUGGAUACGUGCCCCGGAGCCUAUGGAAGAAAGGAAUAGGCACACUUUCGAGAAGAAGGGGUAAGUGGCGGAGGUAGGCAAAACGUUCAGGGGAGGCUAAGGUAAAUCAUGAAAAUCAACAUAGCUCCGCCAUUGGAAGGGGUGCUCUCCGGAAACCGUGGCUGCUAUGGCUGGAGACGAGAUUAGAUCGUUCACUGAGGCUACCACUUAGUUUUUCUAGUGUGUUGUUGUUCUUGUGGGUGUUCGAAAUUCUGUGUGAUACCUUGGAACCUCGGUUCAUUUUCCCUCUUCUAACAUGAAAAGGUAAAACUACUGUCAA